AUGGAUCUGUCCCCGGACAUGCUGGUGGAGAUCCUGUUGCGGCUCCCGCCAAGCGCGAGGCGCCGCGCCCGCCUCGUCUGCAGGCACUGGCGCGACGCCGUCGGCGAGCGCACCACGGAGAUGCAGAGCCGUGCCACAGCCCUCCUCUGGCAGGCCGGCUCCACCGUCGUCUACGUUGUUGACGACCUCUCGUCGUCUUCGACGGGGAGCUACAGCGUGCUGUGGAGGGGCAGGCCGCAGCUUGUCGGCACAUGCAGCGGCCUGCUAUGCCUCUGCGACGACGGCGGCGACAUCACACUGGUUAACCCGGCAACAAGGGAGACGCUGUCCGUCCCACGGCUGCCAUGCGACGACCAGCUAUUCCGCGGGGACGACAGGAGAUUGGAGUGGGACAGGGCAUACAGCUUCGCGUACCAUCCGACGACAGGGUGGUACAAGGUGGUGCACGUCCCCUGCAGCUUCAACAACCAGGGCUAUGACGCCGUGCACGUGCUCACGCUUGGGGAGGAGGCGUGGCGGGAGGUGCCGGCCCCCAGUGGUAAGAGGUGCAGCCUCGACGCCGGCAUUGUCAGUGUCGACGGCGUGACAUACUGGGUCACGGACGACGGCGGCUCCGCAAGGAUCGUUUCGUUCGACCUCGAGAACGAACACAUCGCCUCCUCUGCCGGCACACCUUUGCCCUUUCUGCAUGCGAGGCCCAAUGACUACAGCCUGACCGAGGUGCACGGGAGGCUGGGGGCCGUCAUCAGCAACCCGGCGGGGAUGAUGCAAGCGUGGGUUCGGAACAAGGAGGGGAGGUGGAUCUGCCGGUACACCCUCACGUCUCCAUUGCACGAGAUUCCACGGCCGCACUUCGCAUACGGCGAGCACUUUUUGAAGUGCGAGGGGCAGUUGUUGUAUGCAUGCUCGCGGCAAGGCGCAUCAUCGCCGUUCGGCUCGAGGCUUGCGUCCAACAUCGUGCAGGUUAAUCACAGGGAUAAGGGAGUGUUGGUCGCUAAGAUGAAUGGUGUGGGCUGCAAAUUUAACUACCGGACGUUUGCUUACGUCCAAACAUUGGAACCAUUAGGUAUUUAUAUGCGGCCAAGUGAAGGGUAG
Messenger RNA from Aegilops tauschii subsp. strangulata, 1095 nucleotides. Its product is annotated as putative F-box protein At5g52610. Lineage: Eukaryota; Viridiplantae; Streptophyta; Magnoliopsida; Poales; Poaceae. The record is from RefSeq and is a predicted model, not a curated record. Gene Ontology annotation, molecular function: protein binding.